UGUAAAGUGUCAUCUAUUUUAAAUUGAUGGUAUUACAAAAACCUCUCGGCUAAAGACGAUUUCAAUCGAUUCCUAAUGACGAUUCUGUCCGUAAGCAGAAAUAGCCUUUGUAUAACUUUAGAAGGGAAAUUAAUCCGUAAGUAAUCUCUAAUGUAAUCAUAUACAAUUGACAGAUUUGAUUAUAUUGCUGCCUCGAUUGCUGAAAUCAAUACAAUAACAAAGUGUCAAUACUAAAAAAUAAAUAAUUAAAUAACCGUAUACGGUGUUGUCGACAGUGUCUAAUGAUGUAUAGUAACUUGCAAAGUAUAUAAUAACAUUCACAUAUUGAAGCCUGUUAUUUAAAUAAACAAAUGUAUUCGUGCUGUUUAUAAGGAAAAAUAAAGGGUUUAAGCAUACAUAAUCCUCAUCCUGUUUGGAAUAUGCCCGUAUCAUGCUGCUUUCCGUAUGUUAUAAGACCUUGAAUGAAAAAUCUCUUCAAUAAACUCUUCUUCUUGCUGAUGUUAACUAUAACAUUCACUUGGAAAAAUAGUUUAAAUGAGCACUAUUUUAUUUAUGCAGUUCAUGUAAAAAGCAUUCACAUGGAAAUAUAGCUUAAAUAAACAAUAUUUUGUUUUUACUGUUGUAAAGUUUUAUUUUUGCAAAAUGAGGAAGAAAUCUCUCACGUCUAAAAAAUGUUUAAAUGAACAUUAUGCUGUUAAAACUGAAGAGAAGCCUUACUCAUCUAAUGUAGAUGAUGAAAAAUUCUCCGUAACAACUAAUUUAAAUGGACAAUAUAAUGUACAUACUGAGGAAAAACCUUAUUUGUGUAGUUUGUGUAAUAAACCUUUUAUGAAGAGAUACGAUUUGACGCUACAUCAUCUUGUUCAUACUGGAGAGAAACCUCAUUCAUGUAGUGUAUGUGAUAAGUCUUUUGCAAGAAAAUCUAGUUUGAUUAAACACUCCCGUGUUCAUACGGGCGAAAAACCACAUUCAUGCAGUGUGUGUAAUAGAACAUUCUCACAGAAAUCUGAUUUAAAUAAGCAUUCUCUUGUUCAUACUGGAGAGAAACCUCAUUCAUGUAGCUUAUGUAAUAAAUCUUAUACAAGAAAAUCUGGUUUAAAUGAUCAUGCUCGUGUUCAUACCGGGGAGAAACCUUAUUUAUGCAGUGUGUGUGAUAAAGCAUACAGUAAAAAAGCUCACUUGAAGGAACAUUAUCUUUUUCAUUCAGGAAUAAAACCCUAUGCAUGUAAAUUGUGUGAUAAAUCUUUCACGAGGAAAUCUAGUUUAACCAGGCAUUCUUAUGUUCAUAGCUCAAAAAAACUUCAUUUUUGGUGUUUAUACUGCUGGCAACUUUAUACUUGCAUUAUGUGUGAUAAUUCUCUCACAUCUAAAGAAUUUUUAAAUGAAGUUUAUGAUCCCCACUCUGAAGAGAAACCUUAUUUAUUCAAUGAAAGUGAUGAAAAAUUUUUCUUUAAAAAUUAUUUGAAUGAACAACCUUUUGUUCAUACCGAAGAGAAACCUCUUGUUCAUACCGAAGAAAAACCUUUUGUUCAUACCGAAGAAAAACCUCUUGUUCAUACGGAAGAGAAACCUCUUGUUCAUACCGAAGAAAAACCUCUUGUUCAUACUGGAGAGAAACCUCUUUCAUGCGGUAUAUGUGGUAAAUCCUUUGUGAGCACAUCUAGUUUAAAUAAACACUCUCGAGUUCAUACUGGAGAAAAACCAUAUUCUUGCAGUGUGUGUGAUAAAGCAUUCUCACAGAGAUUUGAUUUAAAAAAGCACUAUCUUUUACAUACUGGGGAGAAGCCUUAUUCGUGUAGUGUGUGUAAUAAAUCGUUUGUUCGGAAAACAGGUUUGAAUAGACACUUUAUUGUUCAUACUGGUGAAAAACAUUACAUGUGUGGUGUGUGUGAUAAGGCAUUUGCAAGGAAAACUCAUUUAAAUAGACACUCUCUAGUUCAUACUGGGGAGAAACCUUAUAUAUGCAGUGUGUGUAAUAAAACAUUCAGUCAAAAAGUUCAUCUAAACGCACAUUUUCUUCUUCAUUCGGGAGAGAAACUUUAUCCAUGUGGAUUGUGUGAUAAAUCUUUUGUUCAGAAAUCUGCUUUAAAGAAACACUCUAGUGUUCAUACUGGGGAGAAGCCUUAUAUGUGCAGUGUGUGUAAUAAAGCAUUCGCAAGGAAAACUGGUUUAAAUCAACAUUAUCUUGUGCACAAUGGAGAUAAACCUUAUUUAUGCAAUGUGUGUGGUAAAGCAUUCAAACAAAGAGCUCAUCUAAAUUCACAUUUUCUUCAGCAUUCUGGAGAGAAACCAUUUUCAUGUAGUUUGUGUAAUAAAUCUUUUACAAGGAAAUAUGAAUUAAAUCAACACUCUCUUAUUCAUACUAGAGAAAAUAUUCUUUCAUGCAGUUCGGGAUUAAACAUUCAGACAGAAAACCAAUUAAACUAGAGACUAUCUUAUACAUGGUGAAAUCUUUCUUAUGUAGUGUGUAUGAUAAAUCUUUUGCUCAGAAAUCUGUUUUAAAAACACUAUCUCAUUCAUACUGGUUAGUAACCUUAUUCAUGCAGUGUAUGAUAACACCUACUCACUUAAAAUUUGCUUAAUUAAAUCCUAUCUUGCACAUUCUGGAGAAAUAUCUUAUUUAGGCAGCUUGUGUUAGAAAAUAUAUCUUUUUCAUAUAGCAAAAAUACCUUACAUGUGUAAUGUUUGUAAUAAAUUUUUUUAAUGGAAAUCCUAUUGAAAUGAUUAAUGAUCACUCCUUUCUUCCUGUUGGAGAAAAACCUUAUCCGUGUAAUGUAUGUGAUAAAUCUUUUGUACAUUCGUACAUAUUCCUUGUCACUCAAAAUCGGACUGCAGGCCUCUAUCAUUACUGUUUAUGAACAGUUUGAUUUGUCUCUUACCAUGCCUUGCUGAUUGUUUUAAGGCUGUGUUUUGAACGCUACAUUGGCCUAUGAAAUAACACUUGUUUUGUUGAUAAUCUGUCCUUUUCCUAACUGCUGCAUGUUUACAAUAGUUACUUAUGAAUGUUAGGUCAAGUAUAGCCAGCAUCCAGUUACUCUAAUUCUGGAAAUGGCUCACCAUUAAGAAAAGCCAACAGUUUUGGGUGAUGGUAGGUCUUAUCUCCAUGAUUUAGAUUAGUUGUAAAGAAGAUCUUUGAAACUGUACUAAUGUUUCAUUAAAUUUGAGACAACCAUUGACGUUUUUAGAAAUAGGCCAUAUUUAGUAGGGGGUGGGGCACAAUCUGCAGUCCGUGGGCCAUAUGCGACCCACUGACUCUGGAUAUGUGGCUUGCGGAUGCUUCUGAACACGCCUUUUUUUUAAUAAUAAAAAAAUGAUACAUGGAAAAUUUUGACUCAAAUGAUUGAGGUCAUCACUUUUUUAAGCGCUCAACUCGCACUGGAUCUAUUGUAAAUCCAUGACGUUUAUCAUUCUUUUCAAUGGUUAUUUCUAUGAAAUUUCGCAUAGUUUUAAAAAUUUCAAUAUUUUUAAUACGAUAUUAUGAUGCUCGAAUUUAGUAAUCAUUUUUCGACUCUCUUUAUUUUUGCCGAUUUCAUUGUAAAUCCAAGUCACUUUUGAUUGUUUUUUGGCAUUUAAAACUACUAAUUUCCUUGUGGUUUUUAAAAUUCUGAUUCAUUUAUUAUGAUAUUACGACUUGUGAGUUGUAAAUCACGCAUUUAAUUUAUCUCUUUUUUAACAUGGUUUAUUUGUGACGAUUUCAUGGUAUAUCUAAAUUAUUUCUUUUCUUCUUUCAAAGUCAGAUAUUGUUAUACUUGACCCUGUGAUUUUGAAAAUCUCGUAUUUUUGUUACAAUAUAUUAUUACCACAUGCGAGUUUCAAAUUGCGCAUUUGACACUUUUUGAUACGCUUUGUUUUUCAAGAUUUCAUCUUAAAUCCACUUAUUUUUCAAUAAUUUUUUUUGGCGAUGCAUUCCAACAUGCUUUUAAAAAUUCUGAUUUUUAUUAUGACGUGAAAUUUUAAAUCACACGUUUAAAUAAUUAUUUAUUGAUGCACUUUAUUCAUACUGAUUUCAUUGUAAAUAUAAGUUGGUCUUUUUUGCACAUGUGAUGAUUUAUUCUACAUGAUUUUAAUGAUUUCCUUAAUUUAACCACCAUGUUAUUAGAUCAUGAGAGUUUCUAAUCGCAUAUUUAAAUAAUCACUUUUUGAUUGUUAUUUAUUUGUGCAUAUUUUUUUUUUUUUUUUUUUUUGUCGUGCAUUUGUGCGUGAUAUUUAGAAUCCUGAUAUUUUAAUACAGUGUCAUUGCAAUCUGUAAAAUUCAAAAACUUGAAGAAAAUGCAAAUUUUUAAAUUGCUUACUGUUUAAAAUUUAUGUUGUUUUAAAUUCUUUGUAGCUUAGGGGGUUUUUAUUAGGAAAAAACGAAGAAAACUUUUCAUAUUUAAAAUUCAUAAAAUCUUUAGUACUUCAAGAAAGUGAUUUUAAUUUAAUCUUAUUUUGGCUAUUUUGGCAUUAUUGAAUCUUAUUAGGUUUUGAUUUAAUUUUUGUUUAAACACUAUAAAUUUUCUUUAGUUGAAAUAUUUAUGUAUGUUUUUUACUCUUUCAUUAUAUAAGCAUUGCAGUAUUUUUAGAAAUUACCACCCCUUAAUAUUUAUAUAUUGUUGCAUAUCUUCAUAGUUAAAUGAGAUUCAUAGCUAUGAAAUCUGUCACUGUUGGAAAGUCUAAUACUAGAAUUGGGUUUGUGAAAUGAUCUUGUCUUGAAAGCCCCAGACAAUCUAGUAUAUAGUCAGGGGUGGCCUGAUAGUCAGCUCAUUUCACACAGGUUUAGAAAACCUUUUUGAUGGACAAUAUUUAUGUAUUAUUAUUAUAUAUUAUUAUAUAUUAAUCUGGAUAUAUAUAUAUUCUGAUUAAUCAAUUACUGAUAAAAAGGAAGAAAAAAUUUAGAAUAAUUUUUGAAUUAAUUCUAAUAAUUAAAAAUAUAAAAUUUUCUGAAAAUAUAUUGCUAAAUUUUUGAAAAGAAAAAUUUAAUGCUUAGAACAUAAUUUUUUUUAAUCAUAUUUGCCAUCAACAUGACUAAAUAUAUGCUGACCCUUCUUUAUUCAACCUGCUGUGCAAGUGGCCCUUCAAUAAAAAAGAUUGUACAGUCCUACUAUACAAUAAUCUUGAGGUAGUCCAGGAUGUGGCUGGGUGGGAAGUUGCCACUUGAGCACGGAGGAAAAUUUUUCAUUCGAUUUUAAAAUCUCAUGCACUUGAGUUGAUAAGUUCUAGAUCUGCAAAUCAUUGAAAUGCUUUAAAGAAUCUCAAAUUCCUUCCUGAUAGAGAUUUGUGAAAAUGAAAAGUGUCUUAAUUUUUAAUAUUUAAAAAGUUAUUACAAAGAUGCUUUCUGGGAUUGGGUUUUUACCGGGAAAAGUGUUUUUACCAGGAUAUUGUGUAGUGUCAGCGAAGAUGAGGAAAGAGCAAGGGUAUUGACUUUUUACCUUUAAUGUUUUUUUUUUUUCUUUAAGUGCGAUUGCCCAGUUCCUAAUUUGCUUGGAAUUCACUACACUGAUGUUUUUUUUUCAAGGUUAAAGAUUUGCCCGGUUGUUUUAGUUAGUUCUGGAUUUUCAUCAAAGCUUUUAUCCAUGUUUAUUUUUAAAUUUAAGUGAUUGUUCGGUGUAAAAUUGUGCAGAAAUCCACUACUCUGAUGUUUUUUAUUUUUUUAAAGUUGAAGAAUUAACCAGAUGUUUUUUUUCAAUCUCUUCUACCCUCCUGGGAUAAAUUAAGAAUGUUUAAAUUAUUUUUGAAAUGUGCAUUGAACCUUAAUAUGUCUGCUGGGUGCAAGACUUUUAUGUUUAGUGUGUUGUUUUAAAUAGAGCCUGUGAAUGUUGACUUUGUGUUGUGUUAAGAAGUAAAUUAUUGUAUGUAAAAAUAUUUAAUGUGACUAUGGUAUCAUUUUCUUAUUGCUAUGCAUCAGCUAAAACGAUCUAAAGAAUAGUAUAAUUUUAAGGUUUUUUUUUUUUAAACAAAAUAGGAUUCAUAUUUUAUAAAUGAAUCCUAUGUAUUUAUUUAUAUAUAUUUUUUAUGUGUUUAAGGUCAUUAAAUAAUAGUUUGUGUGUAUAUAUUGCUAUAUUUUUGAUGAAAUUUGCAGCAUACUGGUAACAACAUUGUUGUCUGCAUGUGAUAUAGAUCUUUCAUUUUUUAUUUAUGAAAUGUAUGUUUUGUGUUAUAAAAAGGCUAUAAUGCAAGUGAACUUAGAAAUUAAUAGGGUUGCAAUAUUUAAUUCUGUUUUUAGCAGUUUGUGACAUAGUUGGUAUAAUUUAAAUCAUGAUUAAAAUUUCUAUUUAAACCA
This is a messenger RNA of Parasteatoda tepidariorum (common house spider), 6259 nucleotides long. RefSeq lists its product as uncharacterized. Gene Ontology annotation, cellular component: nucleus. The record is from RefSeq and is a predicted model, not a curated record. Gene Ontology annotation, molecular function: DNA-binding transcription factor activity, RNA polymerase II-specific. Gene Ontology annotation, biological process: regulation of transcription by RNA polymerase II. Lineage: Eukaryota; Metazoa; Arthropoda; Arachnida; Araneae; Theridiidae.